AUGCAAAGCUUAGAAAGUGACAAAUGGAAAUGCGCCAUGAAUGAAGAAAUGCAGUCUCUCCGGAAGAACAAUACUUGGGAGUUGGCGCAAUUACUGAAAGGUAAAAGGGCAAUCGGAUGCAAAUGGGUAUUCGCAAAGAAAGAUGGAUCUCCUAGCAAGAAAGAUAUUCGCUACAAGGCAAGAUUGGUAGCUAAAGGCUACGCUCAGAAGGAGGGAAUUGACUACAAUGAUGUAUUUUCCCCUGUUGUGAAGCAUUCCUCCAUCAGAAUUUUGUUGGCCUUGGUAGCACAAUUGAAUUUGGAGCUAGCUCAACUUGAUGUUAAGACGGCUUUCUUGCAUGGUGAGUUAGAAGAGGAGAUCUAUAUGACUCAGCCUGAAGGAUACACAAAUGCUGGUGGUAGAAAUUGGGUUUGUAAGUUGAACAAAUCGCUAUAUGGAUUGAAGCAAUCCCCGAGGCAGUGGUACAAGCGAUUUGAUAGCUUUAUGAAAAGGCAGAAGUACACAAGAAGCAAAUAUGACAAUUGUGUGUAUUUGCAGAAGCUGCAUGACGGAUCUUUCAUUUAUCUACUCUUGUAUGUUGAUGAUAUGUUAAUCGCUUCGAAGAGCCAAAAAGAGAUAGAUAAGCUGAAGGCUCAGUUGAAUCAAGAGUUCGAGAUGAAAGAUCUAGGUGAGGCCAAGAAGAUGUGGAAGUUGUUAAUGAAACGUAGGGGAGAAGGAAAAAACGCAAUUUCUAUGGGACGAAUUCCAACUCCACCACCUUCACUGCUUUGGUACUUUGUUUCAAGAAAUAAAUUAGUUGGAGACAUCCCUUCUUCAAUAUGCAAUUCAAGUUCCCUUAAAGUUCUCACUUUAUGGAACAACAGUUUUAACGGAACAAUUCCCGAGUGCAUUGGAAACUUGAGUUCUUCUCUUUCACACAUUGAUCUAGGGAACAAUAAUUUUCAUGGUAAAAUACCAGAAUGUUUUGCUAAAUAUUGCACGUUACAAAGUUUUCGCAUCAACAACAACCAAAUAGGAGGGUCACUGCCACGAUCUUUAGGUAAUUGCAAAGAUUUGAACCUUCUUGAUGUUGGGAACAACAAUUUGAAUGACACUUUCCCGAACUGGUUAGGAAAUUUAGAUCAUCUACAAGUUCUUGUCUUGAGAUCGAAUAAAUUCUUUGGCCAAAUGGAUAACUCUGAUGUUACAGUUUCCUUCACUCGUUUGCACGUCAUUGAUCUUUCUUGCAAUGACUUCAGUGGCUACUUACCUACCAAUUUUUUUAAAAAUCUACAUUCCAUUAGAAAGGGGCAUGAAAAUAAACUUGAACUAGAGUACAUGGAAGAUGUAUCAGAUUAUAUUGCUUUCAAUUAUGUUUAUGGUUUAUCUUUAACAGUAAAAGGGUCGGAAAUAGAGAUUCAAUCAUUGUCAACCAUAUGGAUGGUAAUUGACUUUUCAGACAAUCAAUUCUUCGGAGCAUUGCCCAAAACACUUGGUGAGCUUCAUUCACUUAUUGUCCUAAACCUCUCUCAUAAUUGCUUAACAGGUCCUAUUCCAUCAUCAUUAGGUGACCUGUCUGAACUUGAAUCAUUAGAUCUCUCAUCAAACAAGUUCCAAGGAAGAAUUCCAACAGAGUUAACAAAUCUUGGAUUCUUAGAGGUGCUAAACCUUUCUCAAAAUAAUCUCAAGGGACCCAUCCCUCAAGGCAAACAAUUUGAUGGUUUUACUAAUGAUUCUUACAAAGAAAACUUGGGUUUAUGCGGCUUUCCAUUGUCAAAAAUAUGUGAUAAUGAUAGGGGAACUUUGGUCAAAUUUGAUAGAGAUGAUGAUGAAUUGAAUUGGAAAUUUUCUAUAUUGAUGGGGUACGGAUGUGGAUUGGUGUUAGGAUUGAGUAUGGGAUACAUCGUAUUCACGACUGGAAAACCAUGGUGGUUGAUUAGGAUCAUCAAGCUAGUUCAGCAAAGAUUUACAAGAAGGUAG
Messenger RNA from Gossypium arboreum, 1959 nucleotides. RefSeq names its product receptor-like protein 9DC3. Bases 1 to 1959 code for a protein of 652 amino acids. Gene Ontology annotation, molecular function: protein binding. Lineage: Eukaryota; Viridiplantae; Streptophyta; Magnoliopsida; Malvales; Malvaceae. The transcript has 3 exons. The record is from RefSeq and is a predicted model, not a curated record.